AUGGAAAUCACUACGAAUAAGAAUCCAACAAUUUUAAUUGUUGGAGCAGGCAUAGGUGGACUUAGUUUUUAUCAUUCCGUUCGAAAAAAUCUUGGUAACACAUUUAAUGUUAAAAUAUUCGAGCGUGAGACAAGUCCUCAAGAUCGAUGGCAAGGUUAUAAUAUCUACAUUCAUAGGAGAGGUAUUACUUCUUUAUUCUAUUGCACACCAGCUGAAGUUCAAGCUCGUCUUCCCGAAGCAAUACCAAAUUCAAUCCCUAAGGAACAUCAUGCUAUAGCAAUUAUCGAUCAUGUCGGGAGACAUCUACUUUAUGUUCCACAACAAAAAUUUAAAAGCAUCUACGAAAUAGAACCUCUUAAACAUGAUUUUGCUGGUAUGGUUGCAUUUCGUAAUAGAUUAAGAGAUGUUUUAUUGGAAGGGGUUGAUGUCCAAUGGGAUAAAAAAUGUGUUGGAUAUGAAGAAUGUGAUAAUGGUGUUUGGGCAUUGUUCGAAGAUGGAACAAGAGAAUUUGGCGAUUUAUUAAUUGGUGCUGAUGGAAUUAAUUCACCAAUUCGGAAACAAAAGGUUCCAAGCUUAGAAAUUAUCGACCUUGGUGUAACUAGUAUCGAUGUUGAUAUUGAGAUACCAAAAAAUUUGGCAGAUCGAUUAAUGUUUGUUUACGCAAAUUCAUUAAUGCAAAAAUCUCUUGGCCGAAAUGGUGAUUCAUUUUUUUCAAUGAUGCGUUUUAUACCAAUUGAUCAAUCCGACGAACCAAGUUAUAGGGUUACCCUUGGAUAUGGUUAUCCGACAAAUCUUGAUAUUAAAGAUAAUAUAGUAAUAGACGAUAAAAAUCCUGAGGCUAUUAUAAAACAUGCAAUUACAAGAAUUAAACAAUUACGCCCGCCUUGUGAAUUAACAGAUCUAAUGAUUGAAUUAUUUUCGUUGGUUCCAUUCUCUCAUCCGGGUGAAAAAUAUCCAUUUCGAACAUAUAAUCCUCCACGACGUCGUCAACUUCGUGAUAUUGAUCCAUUAUCUGUCCCACCCUGGAAAAAUGAUAGAAUAGUUUUGUUAGGUGAUGCUGCUCAUGCUAUGAAUCCACUAUUAGGAUUAGGUGUAAGUAAUGCAAUAGAAGAUGCCGAUUUAUUGACCAAAGAAUUACUUAAUUACGAAAAUGAUAAUUUAAUCGCGUGCAUUCGACGAUAUAACGAACAAAUGCGAGUUCGAUCAUCUAAAGAUGUUACAAAAUCACGUAACACGGUACUAAGACAACGAGAUCCGGUUGGAAAUUUUGGACUAAUUGUUAGAUAUUCUAUUUUUAGAGCUAUUAACGUUCUUAUUAACUUUAUUGUAUUUGUUAAAACUCACGAUAUCGUCUGGGGACGUCAUGUGACUGGAUCAUCCAUUCUUUUAAAUUAG
This is a messenger RNA of Dentiscutata erythropus, 1395 nucleotides long. The record is from the annotation of a GenBank genome assembly. NCBI's taxonomy places the organism in Eukaryota, Fungi, Glomeromycota, Glomeromycetes, Diversisporales, Gigasporaceae.